This is a messenger RNA of Setaria italica (foxtail millet), 1140 nucleotides long. RefSeq names its product vegetative cell wall protein gp1-like. The record is from RefSeq and is a predicted model, not a curated record. The transcript is spliced from 3 exons. Bases 98 to 685 code for a protein of 195 amino acids. NCBI's taxonomy places the organism in Eukaryota, Viridiplantae, Streptophyta, Magnoliopsida, Poales, Poaceae.
AUAUUCAAGUCUCGCGGGAGCCUCCAACCGUUUUUCCAGGCUCGUUCUUUCCACUCCGUCCCCCGCGCCGCCACUGCCCUCCCCACCUCCGGCCGCCAUGGAAGGGGACGGGCCCCUUCCCACGGCUCCUCCGUCGCCCACCACCUACCCUAUCCCGGCGCUGGCCGCCCCCUCUGCCCCCAAGCGGAAGGCGCAGCGGCGCCUCGGGCUUCCGCCGCCUCCAUCGACGGACGGCUCCGGCACGUCCGUGGCCGGCGGGGAGGAAGGGUCCGGGGUCAAGCCGACGAGGAAGAGGCCGCCCCGCGACCCCUCUUUGGCCACAGCCGCGCGUAAGUCGCGGACUGCCGCCGCCGGUCGACCUCCGCUCCAAGUUUCGCCGGCGCCUCCUGAACUUGCUUCCCCGGCCUAUUCAACUCAAGCCAACGCCUCCCCGGCUCCAAGCGCCGCCUCCCCAAUUGCUCCAACAGCCACCAUGCCCGUUGCACAGGAGGUGCUCGGUGAAAUGCCUCCAAAUGUGGAUGAUGAGUCUUUUCUCAACAUGAUGGAUGGGCAAACCUUUGGAAACACUGCUUGUUAUGUGGAUGCAAACCUAUUUGAUGCAAUUGAUGAUGAAAUUGGCUCGGAUGCUGAUGGUGAAUUGACCAAAAAGAAGGGUUCGAGGGGAGUCAAUUUCAGCAUUGCCUAGGAUGAGACUCUUGUGAGGGCAUGGCAGGCCAUAUCUCUGGAUCCUAUAACUGGGGAUGAGCAACCUGGAGCAACAUAUUGGAGGCGCAUAUGGAAUCACUUUUGGUGCAACAAUAAAGUGGAAUAUUUCGGUCUCAAAUUUCUCUCACUCAUCGUUGGGGAACAAUUCAAGCUUCUUGCACCAAGUGGGUUGAUUCCUUGUAGCAAGUUGACGGUAUCAAUCCAAGUGGUACAAGUGCUCGAGAUAAGGUCCACCUUUGUCCUCACCAUAAUCUGACAUGUGGGUCUCGUGGUCCCGCUCAUCAUCCUCUCACCACGCUCCGCCGGCAAGUGAGCUGCCCCUUCUCUUUCCUUUCUUCCUCCUUUACUGCUAGCAUGUUUUGGGGUGUUUGGAUACCCCGUUAAACUUUAGCACCUGUCACAUCGGAUGUUUGGAGACUAAUUAGGAGUAUUAAA